Molecule: messenger RNA, 324 nt
Organism: Meloidogyne enterolobii
Lineage: Eukaryota; Metazoa; Nematoda; Chromadorea; Rhabditida; Meloidogynidae
Source: the annotation of a GenBank genome assembly
UUUUUAAAAAUGUCAAAGCCGCAUCCGACCGAUAUAAUUCUUCCUGAACCAAUCCAGGUUUCACCGUUAAUUCGUUUUGCUCGCUGGACUGCUCUUGGCGCUGGAAUAAUUUAUGGCUAUGUCCGUUUCCAUCAAAUUGCUCGUGGUCAUGCACUUAUUCGUGAAUGGGAGGCUGAGAAACUUAUUCAUAAAGUUGAACAGGAGCACGAGAAAGCUAAAUUAAAUCAAAGGAAGGAGUCUGAAUUUAUCAUGCAGGUGACUGGUUCUAAUAUCGAUGAGGGCAAGGCAAGUAUGGAUGUUGAGCAUCUUUAUCUGAAAUUGUAG